CACAGGCUUCACGCUCCCCGACCUCGCCCACCGCCAUCCCCAGACCACGUCCGCAGACUCACGUACGUCCUCCCUGUUAUUUUCUGACGGCCAGCGCGCAGAAUGUUCUUCGGGGGGCACGGGCAACGCGACACCCCUCCUCCCCUCGAGAUGCACGCGCGCCACUCGCUUCCGGCUCCGCACAGGGAGGGACGGGGGACGAUCCGUGCCGUACCCCCCGAGCUUGGACGCCCUAUCUCGCCCGUCGAGGUGUGGAGCAUCGGGUCAGAGUAUGCGCGCCGCGAAGCCGCGCGUAGCAUAACGCCGCCCGCGUCGCCUUGCUGGCCCAGUACGCCGGCGCACGAUAAUAGCGAGAGCCACGAGUCGUCGGGCACAUCGGGGACCGAGCGGACGGGCCACACGAACGCGAGCAGCGCGAACAAGGUCGUCAAGCCCGAUAUCGCGCGCGAAAAGCAGGAGGGGCCGCGCUUAUUCAGCGCGUCGAGCUGGAGCCUGGCGCUGCGCAAGAGCGGCGGGUUUAAGCGCGUCAAGAACGCCCUCCGUGCCAUUGGGCGCCGGCGCACCGCUUCCCCCGCGCCGGCCGAGCAGCCCAGCGCAGUGUGCGAGUCGGCGACGGUUGAAGCGCAUCCGGCGUAUAUGCAGAUGAUGCGGAUGGAGCGGAUCACGACCGAGCGCGACGAGCCACCUGUUAGUCGCGGGCACGAGCGCAAAGCCACGUUUGGAGACGCUAGCACGCGCGCCGAGCGCGCGCAGACGCUCUACGACGAUACGAGCGCGCCGCGCAACAGCAGACACACAGUGCGCCGCAAGCCCGUGCCGGUACUCGGGGAGGAUGAGCGCCCCCUCAUGCGCGCGCGCAGCGUCCCGCACCGGCCGGAGCGGAUGGGCAUGAAUGGCACGUCGCUGCCGCCCCCGCCGCGGCGGCGGCGCUAGUUGUUCGUCAGCCAAUCUUGCUUGGACUUCCGCCCUCCCACGUCUGGCACGUAACGACCUAUCUCCGCUGUUCAACACCCUGUCUGUACUUGCCUCACUUGAAACCCAGACGAUACAGUGUAGGUCUUGAUGCUGGCGUAAUGAUAUAUAUCCUCUUUUCUUCUCGGCAUGUCGUC
Cutaneotrichosporon oleaginosum is the source of this 1109-nucleotide messenger RNA. RefSeq lists its product as uncharacterized. The record is from RefSeq and is a predicted model, not a curated record. Lineage: Eukaryota; Fungi; Basidiomycota; Tremellomycetes; Trichosporonales; Trichosporonaceae.